AUUUAAAAUCGCCGCUUUCCCACCUCCCACCAGAACCUCUCCCCGCCUCGGCGUGGGGCUCGGCCGCCCGAUCCCGGCUCCAGCGGCGGGUUCCGUGGGAUGUGCGGAGAAGGGCCGAACCGGAGGAAUAACGACCCCGACUUCGUCUCUGGGCCCACCUUCGGCUGCUUCCUCCGCAGCAAUCUUCUCCUCUCCUUUGCUUUUCCUCCGCUAUUCCCUCCCAACCUAAAAAUCAUCCCUCCCCACCUCCCGGGACUGAUUUCCCCGCACGCAGAGCAGCGAGCCCCGGGCACCGGCGGCUCCUCCGCCCGCCUCCCUGCCAGCACCGGCACGGGCUCUCCAUGGAACCGCUGCGGCUGAAGUUUGCCCAGAGCGAGGGAUGAGCGAUGGAGGGGCCGAGCCUGGCAGGAGCCCCGUGCUGCUGGCCGAGCCCCUGCCCACCGGGCGAGCCCGGGAGAAGGCAGCGAGCCGGGAGGAGCUGGAGAGCGUUCGGCGAGGCGGAGGAAGCAGUGGGUUCAAGGACAUCCCGGGAACAUCGACUGUCAGCCCCGGUUCCUCCAAGGAGUGCGCCCCGGACAGCGAGAGCCCGGCGGGAGCCGGCGAAGCGGACUAUUGCCGCCGCAUCCUGGUGCGAGAUGCCAAAGGGACCAUCCGGGAGAUUGUGCUCCCCAAGGGUCUGGACCUGGACCGACCCAAACGGACGCGGACGUCCUUCACGGCGGAGCAGCUCUAUCGCCUGGAGCUGGAGUUCCAGCGCUGCCAGUACGUGGUGGGCAGGGAGAGGACGGAGCUAGCGAGGCAACUCAACCUCUCUGAGACCCAGGUCAAGGUCUGGUUCCAGAACCGCCGCACCAAGCAGAAGAAGGACCAGAGCAGGGACUCUGAGAAACGCUCCACCGCCGCCACCUCCGAGUCCUUCGCCACCUGCAACAUCCUGCGGCUGCUGGAGCAAGGUCGGCUGCUGUCCGUGCCGGCCCCCCCCAGCCUCCUCUCUCCCACCCCCAAUCCCAUCGCCAGCCCUACCGGCAGCGCCUCUGGCUUGGCCACUCCGGGAACCGCAUCCCCUGGGCUCGGCGGGGGGAGCAGCCCCACGGGACCGGGAGCCUUCAGCCUGCAAGUUCCUUCUCUCGCCACUUCCUCCUCCUCCUCCUCUUCCUCCUCGCCCAGGCUGCCGGCCACCCCGCUGUGUUUCGGGGGGCCGCUUCUGGGCACCCUCCACGACCUUCCGGGCACUUACGGACUGGGCACCUCUGCUUUUGAGCCUUACACGCGGCUGGAAAGGAAGGACAGUUCUCUACCCAGCAAGAAGCCGAGCCCUUAA
Dryobates pubescens (Downy woodpecker) is the source of this 1321-nucleotide messenger RNA. It is a transcript of the gene VAX2, whose product is annotated as ventral anterior homeobox 2. Bases 380 to 1321 code for a protein of 313 amino acids. Gene Ontology annotation, biological process: brain development; central nervous system development; neuron differentiation. NCBI's taxonomy places the organism in Eukaryota, Metazoa, Chordata, Aves, Piciformes, Picidae. The transcript has 4 exons. Gene Ontology annotation, molecular function: DNA-binding transcription factor activity, RNA polymerase II-specific; DNA binding. The record is from RefSeq and is a predicted model, not a curated record.